AUGGAGUAUAAUCAGAUUACUGGCUCUGUCCCGAUCUCCUUAUUAAAUAUCUCGUCGCUGCAAAUUUUGUCGCUGUCGAUGAACAAUCUUAGUGGAUUCUUACCACGGGAGAUUGGCAACUUAACCAAGAUGCAACAUCUAUGGAUUAGUGGAAAUAAGCUUAUAGGUGAAAUACCCAAAGAGAUAAGCAAUCUCGUUGAGUUGGAGCUACUUGAUCUUGGAAAUUUGACAAAUCUUUCUCUAUCUUUGAACACUCUAAAUGGCAUUCUUCCAGCCUCCACGGGGAACCUUUCCACAUCUCUUAUAAGAUUUUACGCCAACAAUUGCAAAAUCAAAGGGCGAAUUCCAAAUGAAGUUGGGAACUUAAGCAGCUUAUUAGACCUUGAUCUUUCUGGAAAUAACUUACAUCUGGGUGAUAUUUACUUGGAUCAAAAUCAACUUUCAGGAUCUCUUCCUAAUUGUUUAGGGAAUAUUACUUCCCUUAGGGAGAUACAUCUCGGUUCCAACAAAUUGAGUUCAAAUAUACCGCCAAGCUUAGGGAACCUUCAAGAUCUAGUGGUUCUUAACUUAUCGUCAAACAACAUGGUAGGUUCUUUACCUCCAGAAAUUGAAAAUCUAAAGGCUGCGACACUGAUAGAUCUGUCAAUGAAUCAAUUCUCAAAUGGAAUUCCUACAGAAAUUGGAGGCUUGCAAAAUCUGGCAAACCUUUCUUUGAGACACAACAAGUUACAAGGAGCUAUACCUGACUCAAUGAGCAACAUGGUAGGUUUGGAAUUCCUAGACCUUUCUCACAAUAAUAUAUCUGGAAUCAUUCCUAAGUCUUUGGAGAAACUUCAAAACUUGAAGUAUUUCAAUGUUUUUGUCAACAAAUUGUAUGUUGAAAUACCCUCUGGGGUCCUUUCAAGAAUCUCUCGAGUCAGUUUUUCAUCCACAAUGAAGCAUUUUGUAUUUGUUACUAUGGCCUUUGUGCUCCUAUGGAUAAGGUAUAGAAGAGGUAAAAGUGCGCCUCAACAAGCUGAGUCAUUGUCUACCGUAACACGAGAAAGAAUUUCAUACGAUGAACUGCUCCAAGCAACGGAUGACCUUAGUGAGAGUAAUCUGAUUGGUUUUGGAAGUUUUGGCUCUGUUUACAAAGGUGUUCUCAGAAGUGGAACUGCCAUUGCAGUUAAAGUGUUCAACCUGCAACUGGAUGCGGCAUUCAAGAUUUUUGAUACCGAAUGUGAUGUUUUGUGCAGCCUUCGUCAUAGGAAUCUCGUUAAAGUCAAUUACUAG
Capsicum annuum is the source of this 1272-nucleotide messenger RNA. RefSeq names its product probable leucine-rich repeat receptor-like protein kinase At1g35710. Gene Ontology annotation, biological process: protein phosphorylation. Lineage: Eukaryota; Viridiplantae; Streptophyta; Magnoliopsida; Solanales; Solanaceae. The coding region runs from base 1 to 1272 and encodes 423 amino acids. Gene Ontology annotation, molecular function: protein binding; ATP binding; protein kinase activity. The transcript is spliced from 5 exons. The record is from RefSeq and is a predicted model, not a curated record.